Plenodomus lingam JN3 is the source of this 834-nucleotide messenger RNA. NCBI's taxonomy places the organism in Eukaryota, Fungi, Ascomycota, Dothideomycetes, Pleosporales, Leptosphaeriaceae. The record is from RefSeq and is a predicted model, not a curated record.
AUGUGUAAAGCAAGCUUUGAACAUGGAGUUGCCCAGCGCAUCACGCAUCACGCAUCUUCUCAGCUCGUCGACCCCUUCUCCGUGUCGACUUCUUCACUGGGAGCUUGCCCCAUUAUAUUCGAGACAAUCCGCACAUAUUUUCCACUUGCAAUGGACUACAAUCAACCACCAGCAAACUCAUCAGCUGAUACCACAAGCAAAAGCAUACCACCAAUCGCCCUUUGCAACUUCCGAACCUCCGAUGGAUGGAAGAUCUCUACCCCGUACAAGAUCCACCCUGAAUGCGGAGUGACCGUACGUCAACCUUCCAACCGUGCCUCACGAACCCUGGUCCGUGUCCCGACUCCCCAAUGUCCUAGCUACGCGCGAAAGCACGCCUCAUGUGUCGCACAAGAACGUGCCGUGUUUGCAUAUGCCGCAACCGUUUAUGCUCCUGCUCCCGUGUCUAACACAUGUACCCCCCAACCGGAAAGCCAGGAAUCUGAAAUCCAUGCCGCGAGCACCGCGUUCCUAGGACGCGAGACUUGUGUGGAAAUGAAAAUGUUGGCUUGCGCAGAGGUUUGCCAGCCCGGUAUGGAGAGUAGACAACCCCAACCCCCAACCCCGGCGCGCCUGUCCCAGUACCGGUACUCGCAGGAUUCCAGCCAAGCGUCAGCACGACGACGAAUACAACAGAUUACUGAUAUUGACUGGACGCCUGUUGGUCGCGCGGGGCUGGUGAUGGAUGAAUCUAGGUCAGAGGUUGUGGUGUAUGGUGCCAACGUACCCAGGGUACAAGUACGUAGGGAUGAUGGCGUGGUUUUGUUUCCAGACCUGCGGGUUUGGGUUGCGUGA